AGUGUGUUUCAGCUACAGACCAAGGCUUAAAGUACAUCUAUAUCAAAGGUAGCUUUUCUGAAAUCAGGUCUGUAUAACACAGUAUUUGUAGGUAUGGCACAGAAGUUUUAUCUAUUUUGUCUUGAAAACUGUAUUUUGUCUUUACUGUAAAUUGUUAUGUUUUGUUGGUACUGACCAUGUUUUGUUUCAUGAUUGUAGACCUUAUACCAGUAGACGUGUGUGAUGAGCCUGCAGUUGCUGCACCAACAACACCACCACAUCCUGCCUCACAGCAGAGAGCUGCUGCUCCAGGUCAUCAAAAUGUUCCUGAACCAAGGAGACCUUCAGGUUCAGAAGAAACUUUGAGACCACCACAGCAACAACAGCAACAGAGACUGCAACAGUUGCCACAGCAACAACAGAGACAGCAACAGUUGCCACAGCAACAACAGAGACAGCAACAGUUGCCACAGCAACAACAGAGACAGCAACAGUUGCCACAGCAACAACAACAACCAGUGGAUACCGUGGAGGUUUGAAGUCCUAUACUUAUUAAAGUUACAAAGUAGAAUAUAACUAAGUGUAACAUGAAGAUACUGUUAUAUUGCUAUUUAAGAACAGUAUGGGAGCACUGUCUGAAGUAGAAAUGAAUUAAAAGUACUUGUGGUACAAUUACCAUAAUUACCUUUCAUGUAGAUUUUUCAGUAUGAUAAU
Messenger RNA from Lingula anatina, 693 nucleotides. RefSeq names its product ranBP-type and C3HC4-type zinc finger-containing protein 1. Gene Ontology annotation, cellular component: LUBAC complex. Lineage: Eukaryota; Metazoa; Brachiopoda; Lingulata; Lingulida; Lingulidae. Gene Ontology annotation, molecular function: ubiquitin binding; ubiquitin-protein transferase activity. The record is from RefSeq and is a predicted model, not a curated record. Gene Ontology annotation, biological process: proteasome-mediated ubiquitin-dependent protein catabolic process; protein linear polyubiquitination.